AUGAGCUUCAAUUCCGGCAACCAAAAAGUUGAAAACGGAACAUUAGACGGGGACCAAGAAAAUGGCUACAGUAAGGAUCUGAACACAAACGACAAUAUUUCGUUCAAAAACGAUCCACUGGCUGAGCCAAGAUGUUCUACAAACCUUGAGACUGAAAAGGCGAAAAGCAGUGACUCAAACGACCGUGGACAAAAAAUUCUGGUCAGCGACGUAUGUUCAGAUAUGCUUUUCGAUAAAAACUACCGCGACACCCUCAUGUUAGAAGAGGAUUCAAUUGAUGUUUCUUCCGGAAAAAACUCCAAUUCUCAGCCUAAUGAGACAGAUCUCCAGCAGCUUCAGCGAUUCCAUUUCGAAAGACCUUCUUUCUCCACUAUUCAGAACAUAAAUGGGUCCCAGGCUGGUAACUUGAGGCAUGAUUGUGCGAAUCACGAAAGGACUCCAUGGUGCGAUAAUUUUUACGAUCAUACCACAUCUGACAGUGACAGUGACGGUGACAGCGGCAAUAGUUGGCAUUCAAUGGAUCAGAAAUCUCAAGACGUGCUGCAGCGAAAAAUGAAGCGACUAGAAUCCAUGUUCAGAAAGCGUUAUUCCAUCGAUUUCGACGAAUAUUCCAUGAAUCCAUGCAAAAUACCAAAUCUGAAUUACAAAUCAAACGAAACGGCUUCUGACGAGGUACUUGCCAAAAAAUUUGAGAGCUGGCUAUCAACAUCUCCAUUCAGGAUCUGGUUCACAAAGCAUAGCGGAAACAAACUUUACGCGCAAUGCAAGUAUGACCACUGUCGCAAAACCUUCAGCUUUAGCAGAAACCGUAAUUCCUCUGGUAUGGUGAAGCACCUGGAAACAAACCACAGCUCUGACUACGAGAAGUUUAACUCACAAAUAAACUCCAAGCAAAACGAACUAACGAACACGGACAACUUUGGCUUCGAAGCUCGAAAACCUUUCAAGUUUUGCACAAGCUUUAUCGACUUUUACAAAAGUAAGCCCAUCGUUAUCAAGGAGCUCGAUUUUUUUGUAGAAAACUUACUACCAUUCAACUCCGUGGAGUCUCAGUCCUUUCGCGACUUAAUAGGUCUUGUCUCUGGCAAUAACAAGCGCCCGUUCAUUUUUUCUCGCAAGUCAAUGAUAAAGGAACUCACAAACUACCACGAUCAAUUCGAAAAACAGCUGAGGUUCACUUUGAAAAGGACUUCAAAAAUAAAUAUACAAUUGGACAUUUGGACCUCUGGUCUUAACAAGAGCUACCUUGCCAUUUUGGUUUCUUUUUGUCCUAAUUUGGAUCGUCUCGACCAAAAAUCCCAAAGAAACGACGUCAUAGGCCGAGGGUCUCCCACUCCGCACGUAAUUGGUUUCCAUGAUAUAAGUGGUCCCCGUUAUACAGGGGAAUACUUGAGUCAGGUUUUCGUUGAUUCGUUAGAUCAACAUUCACUCAAACACAAAGUCGCGAGUGUGACAAUAGGCAAUGCCGCCCAAAACCUCACAAUGCUUGACAGAAUUGAGUUUGAACUGACUGGAGAGGGGGUCAAUGCCGAAGGUGGCAUUGUAAGGAUUCAUUGUUUGCAAGAUGUUUUAAACUUAAUUUUUAGACAUAUUGUCGAGAGAUUCGAGAAGCAAAACGCAGAACUGAUUGGGAGGAUUGAUGAACUAACUUCGAAAAUUGAACACAACGUUUUUCUGAGUGAUCAUUUCAAAACCUACGCUGGAAGAGCAGUUCCAAAACAUAAUGAAACUCGAUUUGUGUCGCGCCAUAAGCAAUGGUCCUCCUUUAUGAACCUCGGCAACUCUCUCAAGCAGUUUUACUCUAAUUAUUAUACCUAUAGGAAGUUCCAGCUCGAGAAAGAAGACAGAAGACUUUUCGUGUACGAACCAGAAGAGAUCUUUUCUCUAGAACUGUUCCUCAAGCUCACCAACUUAUUUUUGGAGUUAACAACGGAUGUGCAGGAUGACGCGAUGAAUAAUCUGCCCAAUGGCAUACAGUUCUACACUUUACUUCACAGGUACUUCGAAGCAUGCUCUCAAAUUUCAAUGGGCAAUAAUUCCGACGAGAAUUUGAAGAUCGCAGGUAUCCAAUUCAAUGAUCUUGUUGUAGUAAGCGAAGAAAACAAAUCGAAGAUUUUGUCUACCAUAAUCGAGUCGAGAUCAUUGUUUGAAAGAUACUACAAUCUUGCCAGCGCGCAGAUGGGGUACUGGGUUGCUCACAUCUUAAGACCAGAUAUGAAAAUCCGAUCAUUAUCCAAAAUACUCGACAGAGGGACGGAAGCGCAUAUAAUCAGCAAGGCUUCGAACUAUGUUUAUUGCUACCUUGGCUGUCAUUACCCCGGCAGAUCAACAAAAUUUGCGUACCCGGAUGCAGGAAGUUCAUGCUCCAACAAACAGAAGAGACCCAGAAGAAAGCUCAGAGCCUUCGACAGAUUCUCUAAGGCACUUCGAAACACAUCUUUCGAGCGCGAGGCGUUUUUUGAAUGGGAAUGCUACAAUAGAGAGCCGCUCGAUCUUCACCGCGAUUUUAUCACCUAUUGGAUGGCUAACAGAGGCAGGUUCCCACGGUUGUCUUCCUUGGCAUUAUCUUUCUACUAUACCAGAUUAUCCACGGGUGAUGUAGAACGGUCUUUCUCCAUAAGAAAGAAGGCUAUCGAAGGGCGAUUUUCAUUGUCCAGCGGGAAUCUUGAGCGCAUGAUAGUCUUGAGAAACCGCUUGAAGUGUUUUGGGUUUCGGGAAAAACUCAAGCAUAUCACCUCUAUCGAAGAUACCAGCUGGGCAGAAGAAGACAUGUCAAAUGGCUCUUCUGAUGACCAAAACAGUUUCAGUGAUCAGGAUUCUUACAGUGAGUGA
Messenger RNA from Lachancea lanzarotensis, 2832 nucleotides. RefSeq names its product LALA0S07e04258g1_1. Gene Ontology annotation, molecular function: protein dimerization activity. The record is from RefSeq and is a predicted model, not a curated record. The transcript has a single exon. NCBI's taxonomy places the organism in Eukaryota, Fungi, Ascomycota, Saccharomycetes, Saccharomycetales, Saccharomycetaceae. Bases 1 to 2832 code for a protein of 943 amino acids.